GAGGACUGAUUACGAUCACACCUCCACCACACCCAAAACCGUCAGGUCUGGCGGGACUGAGCUCAAUCUAACAACUUCAAGGUUUUUUUAGGGUUUAUAGAAGAUGAUUUUAGGACUUUUAGGAAUCUUCUUUUUAUUUGGAGAUACCUUUGCGCAAACAAAUUGCAGUGCAAACGCAAAAAUGGAAUGCUACGACCGUUAUAUUGCGAACUCACAAUCGUAUGGGAGUGGCCACACUUUACUGUGCAGCCAUGUCGAAGAAUAUUAUCGCUGUUUUAAUAACAUCGACUGCUUUACUGAUAGUCAAACCAUCAAUAUGAUAAAUGAAUGGAGAAGUCAGUAUAGCUUUUUGUGUCGCGAUUAUACAGUUAAAACUAAAAGUGUUGCUGCAUCUCUAGCCUACAGCAGUAGAACCCUGGCCUUAUUGUCCGUGGUCAUCAUGUCGUGGUGGUUUUAUAUCUAGAGGAGGCUACAUCAUUAACCUGCUUCAUCAUUAUACUAUCUUACAUUUUUUUUACCCAAAAAAUGUUUUAUCUAUACCACAGAUAAGCUAUCAUGUUUUUUAUUUCACAGUUUGAAUACCUAAUAAAUAAACUGUCUGUGUUGAGGAC
Molecule: messenger RNA, 611 nt
Organism: Physella acuta
Lineage: Eukaryota; Metazoa; Mollusca; Gastropoda; Physidae
Source: RefSeq, a predicted model, not a curated record